Messenger RNA from Paracoccidioides brasiliensis Pb18, 861 nucleotides. RefSeq names its product translation initiation factor eIF2 subunit alpha. Gene Ontology annotation, cellular component: eukaryotic translation initiation factor 2B complex; eukaryotic translation initiation factor 2 complex; multi-eIF complex. The record is from RefSeq and is a predicted model, not a curated record. The transcript has 4 exons. Gene Ontology annotation, molecular function: translation initiation factor activity; ribosome binding; RNA binding. The coding region runs from base 1 to 861 and encodes 286 amino acids.
AUGUCGUUAACAAAUUGCCGUUUCUAUGAGGAGAAAUUUCCGGAGAUUGAUAGCUUUGUGAUGGUGAACGUGAAGCAGAUUGCAGAGAUGGGCGCAUACGUUAAGCUUUUGGAAUACGACAAUAUUGAUGGAAUGAUCUUGCUUUCAGAGCUGUCGAGAAGACGUAUCCGAAGCUAUAUCGAUCUUUCUAAACGAAGAGUAUCCCCUGAAGACGUCAUCAAAUGCGAAGAACGAUACAACAAGAGCAAACUAGUCCACUCAAUCAUGCGUCAUGUAGCGGAGAAAACAAAGACCCCUAUGGAAACACUUUAUUCAGAGAUUGGUUGGCCACUGAAUAAGAAAUUUGGUCAUUCUAUCGAUGCGUUCAAACUCUCCAUCACAAACCCAAGUGUGUGGGAUGACGUAACAUUCCCUAACCAGGUGGUCAAGGACGAACUGCAAAGCUACAUCAGCAAAAAGCUUACACCCCAUCCCACCAAAGUUCGUGCGGACGUAGAGGUCACUUGCUUCAGCUAUGAAGGCAUUGAUGCUGUUAAGGAUGCCCUCAGGACUGCAGAAUCAAACAACACGCAAGAUGCGCAGGUCAAGGUCAAACUUGUGUCGCCGCCACUAUAUGUGCUAACAAGCCACUGUUUGGACAAAAACCAUGGAAUUGCGGUGCUGGAGGAGGCUAUCAAGAGCAUCAGUGAUAGAAUCCAGGCGUCUGACGGGGCCCUUGUGGUUAAGAUGGCGCCCAAGGCUGUCACCGAACAUGACGAUGCGGAACUGCAAGCGUUGAUGGACAAGAGGGAACGGGAAAACCAGGAAGUUAGCGGGGACGAGGACAUGAGCGAGAGCGAUGAGGGUAUCGUCGAUAUGUGA